Cavenderia fasciculata is the source of this 1047-nucleotide messenger RNA. RefSeq names its product phosphoserine phosphatase (gene serB). The transcript is spliced from 5 exons. The record is from RefSeq and is a predicted model, not a curated record. Gene Ontology annotation, cellular component: cytoplasm. NCBI's taxonomy places the organism in Eukaryota, Evosea, Eumycetozoa, Acytosteliales, Cavenderiaceae. The coding region runs from base 1 to 1047 and encodes 348 amino acids. Gene Ontology annotation, biological process: L-serine biosynthetic process; dephosphorylation. Gene Ontology annotation, molecular function: L-phosphoserine phosphatase activity; magnesium ion binding.
AUGAGUGGAUAUACAUUAGUAUUAGUAUCAGAUAGAUCUAAUCAAAUUGAUCAUCAAUUACACUUUGAUCAUUUAUUAAAUAAAUUUAAUCUAAAGAAAACAAGUGCUGUUGAUGAUUUAUCAAACAAUAGUUAUAAUAUCAAUGUAUAUAAAUUCAAUUAUCAAGGAACUAGUCAUGAUGAUGGUCAACUAUCAAAACAAUUUCAUGAUUAUCUAGACAAUAAAUCAAUAGAUUUCUAUUUUAAUAAUGAUAAUCAUUAUGGAAAUCAAAGAAAAUUGGCUGCUUUUGAUAUGGAUUCAUGUAUUAUAAAGAAUGAAUGUAUUGAUGAAAUGGCAGUUAUCAUGGGAGUAUCAGACAAGGUAUCAGAGAUUACUAAAAAGGCAAUGGAAGGACACUACAACUUUGAUGAAGCAUUGAGAGAGCGUCUCAAUCUCCUCAAAGGAAUGACAUGUGAACAAUUGGAAAUGGUUUGGGAAAAGAUUGAAUUGAAUGCCGGUGCCUAUACACUCAUUAAAACAUUAAAAUAUCUUGGAUUCAAGGUUGCUCUUGUAUCGGGAGGAUUUACUUAUUAUUCAUAUCGUAUUGGUUCAAGAUUAGGUUUUGAUUAUGUAUUUUCAAAUCAAUUGGAAAUAAUUGAUAAUAAAUUAACAGGUAAAGUAAUUGGAUCAAUUGUAAAUGGACAAAUGAAAAAGGCAUUGUUAGAGAAAUUGACAGAAUUGAAUGGACUAGAACAAAAACAUACCGUCUCGAUGGGUGACGGAUCAAACGAUAAACUUAUGGUACAAUAUUCAGAUUUGGGUAUUGCCUACCACGCCAAGAGUAUUUUAAAGGCAGCUACACCCUACCAUAUCACGUUUACACCUCUUUCAACACUUUGUAUCUAUCUACCAAAUUACAAAGAUAUCAAAGAUUCCGAUAUACUAGAUGGUUUCCAAAACAAGGAAUUAAUAACAAAAUCUGUACACUCAAUUCCACAAUACCAAACAUUAAUAGAUCAAUAUAAAAAUGAUCUAUCUAUUAAAAAUAAUCUAAUUAUAAUUGAAUAA